This is a messenger RNA of Hibiscus syriacus, 2309 nucleotides long. Its product is annotated as rhamnogalacturonan I rhamnosyltransferase 1-like. Bases 685 to 2205 code for a protein of 506 amino acids. The record is from RefSeq and is a predicted model, not a curated record. Gene Ontology annotation, cellular component: cytoplasm. Lineage: Eukaryota; Viridiplantae; Streptophyta; Magnoliopsida; Malvales; Malvaceae. The transcript has 8 exons.
ACCACAACUCAGAGCUCACCUUUUCCUCUCUCUCUCUCUCAUUUCUCUUUCUCUAAAGCUCACUUUGGUUUCUUUCUGAGCAGUUCAACGGCACCGACCUUGCCGGAUCUGGUCGGAAGUUUCACCGGGAAAGAAAGCAUGAACCUCUAUUGAGCUUUUUCCCAGUUUUAGCAUUAAGUUUCAGGCUAAAGAAACAAGCUUUUUGGGGAAUAGUUAGUGAAGAUUUAGUUGAAACCGAAUCAUCUGAAAUCUGGGUUUUUGCUUAUUUAAUGUAGGUGGAGGGUUUACAAGGUUUUAGCUAAACAAAGUGUAGUUUUUAAAAUAUGGGUUCUUUUUCCUUUUUUAAGUUUUGCUUUUGGUAAGCUUGGUGAAGCUGUUGUUUCUAGGUGAAAUCAUAGUGUAGGUGUUCCAAAGAAUCUUAGUCUUUAGUUAUUUUGUAAUGUAAUAGUUUGGUUACAAGGGAAGUUUAGUGGUUCAAGAAGUUGGUGAUUAAGUUUAUUAAAAUUCUCAGAAAUCACUUUAUCUUGUUAAAAAAAAACCCCCAAAGUUUCUUCUUUUUUUUUUUUCAUUUUAUUUGAUUAAAGGCCUAAAUUUUUGGAGCAAGUGGGGGAGAACUUUGAACUCAAGUAUUCUUGUUGUUGUUGUUGUUGAGUUUGAGAUUGAGGUGAAAAGGGGUAAUUUACAAUGUGUAGAGUAGAAGAAACAAGUGGAAAGUGUGAUUACAAGAAACAGUGGGAAAUGAAGAUAAAGAUUUUUGGGGAAGGGAGAGUGCAGAAGUUAAAGAAUUCAAUGGUUUCAAGGCCUAGAAUGAAGCUAUGGAUGUUAAGGGCAUUAACUUCAAUUUUGUUAUGGACUUGCUUUGCUCAGUUGAUGACACUGGGUGAAAUGUUUGGUCCAAGAUUGUUGAAAGGUUGUCCUUCUUGUUUCACUCAAUCUGCUUCUGAAUUGUCUUCCAUUCCACCAAAACUCAUUCUUCCUCCAAAAAGGUUAUAUAAGAACAAUGGUUAUCUUAUGGUUUCCUGCAAUGGAGGACUUAACCAAAUGCGAGCUGCAAUUUGCGACAUGGUUGUCAUUGCCAGAUACCUAAAUGUCACACUUAUUGUCCCAGAACUAGAUAAAACCUCUUUCUGGAAUGAUCCUAGUGAGUUUAAGGACAUUUUCGAUGUUGAUCACUUCAUUACUUCCUUGAGAGACGAGGUUCGGAUAUUGAAGGAACUACCACAUCGAGUUCAGCAAAGGGUUGAUCACGGAAUGUUCAUCUCUAUGCAACCCACUAGUUGGUCUGAUAUUUCUUAUUAUGCUCAUGAGAUUCUUCCUCUUGUGCGAAAGCACAAAGUUGUACAGUUGAAUAAAACCGAUACUCGGCUUGCAAACAACGGACUACCCCUCGAGAUUCAGAAGCUGCGCUGCCGUGUAAAUUUCAAUGCGCUGAGAUUUACUUCCCAAAUCAAGGAGUUGGGUAGAAAGGUUGUCAAGAUUUUAAGGGAGAAGGGCCCUUUUCUUGUGCUUCAUCUCAGAUAUGAAAUGGACAUGUUGGCCUUUUCCGGCUGCACUCAUGGCUGCAACAGCGAGGAAGAGGAAGAACUUACGAGAAUGAGGUAUGCUUAUCCCUGGUGGAAGGAAAAGAUAAUAAAUUCAGAAAUGAAAAGGAAUGAAGGAUUGUGUCCUUUGACACCAGAAGAAACAGCUCUAGUACUAAAAGCGCUCGGUAUUGACCGCAAUGUUCAAAUUUACAUUGCUGCGGGAGAAAUUUACGGUGGUGAGAGACGGAUGGCUCCGUUAGCAAAAGAGUUUCCUAAUUUGGUCAGAAAGGAGACUCUACUUCGAUCGGACUUGAAAUUCUUCCAAAACCACUCAUCCCAAAUGGCAGCAUUGGAUUAUCUAGUCGCCUUAGAAAGCGAUAUAUUCGUUCCGACAUACGACGGGAACAUGGCCAAAGUGAUCGAAGGCCAUCGGAGAUUCUUGGGGUUCAAGAAAACUAUCUUACUAGACCGAAAACUUCUAGUCAAGUUAAUAGAUCAAUACCAUAAUGGAUUGUUAAGCUGGGACGAGUUCUCCGAUACCGUGAAGGAAGUUCAUUCGAAUAGAAUAGGAAACCCGAAGAAACGGGCCGUGAUACCGGAUAGACCAAAAGAAGAAGAUUAUUUUUAUUCGAAUCCACACGAAUGUUUACAACUGUUGGAUGAACCUUGGAGAAGAACAUGAGCUGAAUCAUGGUUAAAUUAUGAUCUUCACUUGCACUUUUGUACUUAAAAUACAUGUUUAUUAUCAGACAUAUUUCACAAAUAAUGGAAAGAUGCAGAUCCCAA